This is a messenger RNA of Thamnophis elegans (Western terrestrial garter snake), 6657 nucleotides long. It is a transcript of the gene MAP10, whose product is annotated as microtubule associated protein 10. Lineage: Eukaryota; Metazoa; Chordata; Lepidosauria; Squamata; Natricidae. Gene Ontology annotation, cellular component: mitotic spindle pole; mitotic spindle midzone; cytoplasmic microtubule. Gene Ontology annotation, molecular function: microtubule binding. The coding region runs from base 2462 to 4978 and encodes 838 amino acids. Gene Ontology annotation, biological process: positive regulation of cytokinesis; mitotic spindle midzone assembly; cytoplasmic microtubule organization. The transcript has a single exon. The record is from RefSeq and is a predicted model, not a curated record.
CGGAUUAAAAUAUGUUUUCUUGUAAUUAAUUUUUGAAAUAAGAGAAUAGAUCUUGAUAUUUUAUGUGAUAUCUUUCCAGGUAUCUGAAAAGUGCUUUCAUAUCUCACUUUAGUAAUGUUUUUUCAAUGCAAACCAUAGCCACAUUCUUUCACCUGUCUUCUUAGGACUUAAUCACUAGUCUCCCGUAAUCCUCUUAGCCAUUUUCUGAAUCUACUCCAAUUUCUGUUUCAUUUCUAAAGUGUGUCCAGUGUCCACACAAAAAAAUGUGGCCACUCCUAACCCUCAAUCAUUUUCAGCACCAUUUGCAUAGAUGUGUAUGGGUAUACCAAUGAAAACAUGCAAUUAUUAACUAACGGUCAUUGAUUCAAGCAAGCCUGCAUAGAAAAAGCACAAAUACGAGGUACAAUUAAGUAGUAUAGUCUUGUCAUUGUACAAAAUAAAUUCAACUAAAUUGUUUUUUAGCCUCACUGGUGCAAAAUUAUAGCAGAAACAAGAAAAGAAAGAAAAAGAAAAAACUAGUCAUACUUUUCCGCAUGUGCAUGAAGUUAUUGUGGUUGUAUUUAAAAGUCUGACAGCCCAAGGAUAGAAACUAUUUUUAAACCUUUAAGGAAAGUUAAGUGUUCGUUUUACUAUUUAUCUUAACCAGAAAGCAACGGUCACAUGCUUAAUGUUUAAUUCUCCAAAUUAAAGAAUUUAAAUGUGCAUGGAUUGUGCACAUCAUUCAGAAGAAUAUUAUGAUUAUAGUACCAUAAUGAGAGAUAAAAACCCAUUAAUCAAGUGGGUGACUUUAAGCUAAGCAGUAUUUGCAGCCUAAUCUAUUUUAUGGGGUUACUGUGAGGAUAAAAUGAAUAAAAUAAAAAUAAAUAAAAUAAUAAAAUAAACAGGCUUCCAUGCAUACACAUAUUUAUCAGGGGUAAAGCAAGAGUUAUAAAUACAAACACAUUCAUUUUCAGCUAGAUUUCUAUUUCUUCUCACUGUGGAGUAUUCUGCACACAGAAAAUGAGUAAGUUUUGAAGCAUAAAAAUGCUAGAAGAACCCAUUUAAUUAUCCCUCGAUAAAUAAAAUAUUACAAAUCAAACUUGAACCAUUGGAUUCUAAUCUGCAGCAAAAAUGGAGAGGAUCCUUAAUACAAUGGAACCCCAUUUUCCCAUGGGAGAGGACUCCAAGUUUACAGAUCCCAAAUGCUUCAGCAUUAAAACUGGUGUGUUAACCCACCCACUCACCCUUUUUUAAAGGCAUUUUAUUUUAUUAUCUUACCUAGUUCAGUAUUCUUGGACUCUGGGCAAAAAGACUACUGUAUGCCAAAAAUGGAAAGGCAUUUCGAUUCUCACCAUGGAUGAAUGGCUACAGAAGUUGAUGGAGCUGGCAGAGAUGGCUAAGUUUUGGUUAAAUAAAAGAAUACAAGUACUUUUCUUGUUAUAUGGAGACCGCUUAUGGACUUUGUCCUUGAGGUGGAAAAAAUUAAAUUUUGGUUUUGGGUUUUACUGAUUAGAUUGAUUUGUUUUAUAGAAAUGACUAGUUUAUAUUAUUUUGGAGAAGUAUUCUACUGCAACACAGAGAAUCGGAAGUCAACGCUUUUUCUCUUUUCUCUCACUCCCCUUCCCCCCCCUUUCCUCUUGUGUCCUAUUAUUCGCUUUCAUAUUUUUGUAUUUUAUUCUAUAAUGUAAUAAAAAUGUUUUUUUUAAGUAUUCUUGGCCUCUAGAACUUUUAAGAAGUUAUCAGCACAGGCAGCUUUCACGAAUCGUUAGCGUCCGUCCAGAGACCGCCAUCCCGACAGAGUAGCACAGUAUUACUAGCCGCGGUCAAAGUAUUCAACUCGUAGUUCGUGUCUCCUCGGGCAACUGCGCAGUCUAGACCUUCAGCCUGAAGUCUAUGGGGAUUCUGUCAUCCUGGUCAUUGUUGUGUACAAGUUGCUUUUUUAAAGAGGCAACUGGACUUUCUGGUUUUUAUUUUUUAUUUUGACAAGCAUGUAUAAUAUAACAAAUAUUAAGUGUAAGCAUGAUUAUGAAAACAGGAAAUGGAUACGAAUAAGUGAGGAUAGUUAUUCCUUGAAGACGAUCUCAUCCAAGAAGAGCUGAAGAAGCUUCGUUGAUGAGAAGCGAAGCGUCUUCAAAGCAAAUCUAGAAAGUCCAGUUUCCUCUUUAAAAAGCACCUUUGGGACUUCAGCCUGAAGGCAACGUCCGCCUUUCGGAAGCGUUCUCGAGCAUCCCUUCCCAGGGCUCGGCGCCCGCGACCGCACAAGGAGCUCGCAUUCCCAGAGGUCUUUGCGGCCCCCCCCCCCCCCCCAUGCGCUGAAGCGCAGCGACGGCAAACAGUCGCUAGACAACGGAGGGCCGCCGCUUCCAUAGCAAUCAUUAUACACGGGGAGGCCGCGUCCCGGCUGUCGCGCGGUUUGCCUCCAAGUCUCGCGAGAACCGCGGCCUUCCUGCCUUUGAGAAGCCAUCUGGGGCGCCGGGCUGGCAUGGAGGGGGGCGAUGGCUGCGGGGAGCAUCUCUUCUCGUUGGAGCUGCUGGUGGAGUCAGCGCGCGUGCAACCCCGGCUACUGCCGUCGCUGCUACCGGACAGCGGGCCCUUCCUGCCGUCUGUGGCUCUCCGGCUGCUGGAUUUCCCGACCCUCCUGGUCCACGCCCCGCGGGCCGCGUCCUGGCCAGUGGUACUCUUCGGGCGGGGCAAGUCGUGCCUCUUCAGGCUGCGGCCGGACGCUCUGAAGGGCCUCUUGCGGCGCUCUCCGCUCCACGCGCUGCUCCUGGCGCUGCCUCCCAACCAGGGUCCCGCCCGCCUGCUCGGGUCGUCCAGCAUCUCUUUGGCGGCCGCCGCCGAGGAAUUGUUGCCUGGCUCGGGGCCGGCGACUGGAAGGGGCCACUUCCCGGUGCGCGACCUGCUGGGAGAACCAGUGGGGGAACUGGCGCUGAGCUACCGUCUCAACAGCCUGGGCUCCUCGGGCCUAGAUCACUUCGAUCAAGGGGCGGCGGUGGACGAAACCCUCUCUGGAGACUGUCCGCGGAGGAGAACUGCGGAGCCAAGGCUCAGUCUGGAGUUCAUCUCGGAAGGAGAGGAGGAGCAGGACCCUGCCCCCAGCCGGGGGUCCUUAAGCAGCCCUGAUACAGACCCAGAGCUCUUUUCUGGUAGCUCAAGCGGAGAAGAAAUCGCAGGAGAGUUGGACAACAAUGCCUUUUAUCCCCCACCAAUGUAUUACAGUCAUCAAACAGAAAGUUGCUUCCCCAGCCCUAAAGCUGCAGCAAGAGUGAUAAUCAUGGCCGCUCAAGAUUCACUUCCCAAGGAAGGAACUUCUUUACCUUUUGUUAAGGAGGAGCCUGUAGUUAGUACUGAGAAGGCUCUGUCACCCUUACUCGGCAACAUACCAACGCCGAGUUCUUCAGAACAGCUCAGGCAGACUUUAACUCAGUUGCCUCUACUGAAUGCUUUGCUGGUAGAACUCUCCUUGUUAAAUAGCCAGCCCCUACCACCAGGACCCUCUACUGUGCAUCCUCAGUUGGCAUGGCUAUAUCAAAAUGUAGAAGAUGGUACAAAAAUCUUACCCUGUAAUGGUAAGAAUCUGUGUGCCUGCUGGGAUGAUAAGAAGAACACCCCACAUCGCAAAGAAAGAGGAAGAUCACCUAGUCCUAAAUUAAAAAGAAAUCGCCCAGAUCAUUUAAAAUGCAUGUCUCCUAUCUGUCCUGGCAAAACCUGUACAAAACCACUAUACACUGACAGACCUGUGAGCCCCGAAAAAGUUAAUACCAAAGACAGUUCUCUCACUAGAAGGAAAAUCUCUAAUGGGAUGCAGAAUACAUUAAAGCUUCGUGUUCAGCGAUCCAGUCCAGGUAUGUUGAAGGUUCAUGAAAAGAGAGAACAUCGUCGUAAAAAACUUGGCGACAUAUCAUUUGAAAAAAAAGGUAAAAGCUCUCUGACUAAAGAAAAAAUAUUCAAGGGUUCCCUUGACUAUCAUCCAAAGUCUUCUGGGCAAUAUGAUGAAAAAAGUAUCUAUGAUCAAAAUGCUCAAAUUAAUGAAAAUGUUGAGACUUUAAUACAAAGCAGUGUUGGCCGAAAUAGCUCUAUGACCACAAAGAAAAUAAACACUCGUAUUACCAAAAAAAUUGGAGCCAGUUGUAUGAAGAAUAAAGACAAUGCCAAAGGGAAGUACUUGUAUGAAAAUGUUGAUUCUAAUUAUAAAGAAAAGAGCUUGGAAGUCCAUCUGCCAAGAGUCUUUUUACAGGACACUGAAGCCCUUGAAAAUCCAGUAGAUGCUGAGAUAGAAAAAUGUUUGCAACAUGAUUGUAACAUUCCAUAUAUAUAUAAAGAUAGACACACCAACAACUUGGAAAAGAGUCAUGCACAUCAGAAUUCAGAUAGUUUAGUAGUUACUUCUGAAAAUGCAGCCUAUUCAGAAGAUUUUACCAGUAUUGACAGUUGUGGUGAAAGCUUUGAAGCUCCAGAGAACAGUCCUGGACCUUUAUCUAUAAACUCAGAUCACAGUCAGUCAGGCAUGGACUCCAACUCUAAAAAUUCCAGAAGUCUUCCUGCUAAAUGUAUUUCACCUCUUCUUCCGAAGGUUUCAGCUAUAUCUCCUGUUCAGACUCGUAAAAAGACAUACAACUUAAAAUCUAACAAAAACAAAUUAGGCAUUGGAUUGAACAUAUUUGAUGAUGAUUCCCUUGCAAGAACUUUAAGAGGCCAACUUGCAAUUCAUGAAAAGGAAAAAGUUAUGCAGACUUUUGAGGACGAACGAAUACAGCCUGAUAAAAAGUGUAACAUGGUAAAAAGCCAGUCACCUCUAGAAAACAGCCAUUCUGCAAGGACAUCUCAAGUUAGUUCUUACUUGCCCUCUAGUAUGUCUGACCUUGAAUUUAGUGGUCUAGAAGAAAGCAAAGCACCUGGCAAUGAAAAAGAAGAUAGCUUCGGAAAGAUGAAUAAUACAAAUCAGUGUAAACAUAUCAGUGAAUUAGUAAUAAACAAGCUUCCAGGAUACACAAUGUAGCAAUUAAUAAUAAUGGUAAAAUGUUUUAAUGUUUAAUAAGAAAACAUUUUAAAGGAAUUUGGACUUUUUUUUUUUACAAUUGUAGGCUUUCCACAGUGUUUUUCAGAUUAAUGUACAACUCACACUGCAGCUCUCUGCAGCUGGUGGUUGUUUUUCUUUUCUUUCUUUCUUUCCUUUCCUUCUUUCCUUCCUUUCUUCCUUUCUUAGUUUUAGCUAUCUCCAAAUCUUCCACAUUCUGUGAUUAGCUGCAUCUGAAGUUCAAGGGCAGUUUGAUGUAAAGGUUUUCUGUUCAUAUACAAAUCUGUUCUCAUUGAGCAUAGGAAUUUAGUGAUUUAGUGUGCUUAAAGUAAUUCUCCCAAUUUGUAAUUUGUCUUAAUUUUUCUUUCAAAAUGAUAAAAAUGAUAAAACAAAAAAUAAGUAAAGGCCACUAGAAAAGAAGUAAACUACAGUUGAUUAUAGACUACUUAAGACAAUAAUACUUAAGCAAACCAAUGUUCAUUUGCACUUUGGAAUUUAAGAGAGUUAUAAUUAUCAGUGAAGAAAAAAUUGUUCAGUAAAAUACAUACUUUAAAAAACAAGGUUUCCACAAAAACAAGCAGAACAUUUUCAGAACAUGAUUUGAAAAAUACUAUUACUUCAAUUGCAAUGCCCAGUUAUAUGUUAAUCUUAAUAUUUUUCCUAUAAUAAUAUUCUAAUCUGUGGUCAUAACAUUAAUUUAAAGUUUUGCUUCAAAAAUUUUAAAUUUUAAAUCCUAACCUAGCGCUUCCUUUUUUUUGUUUGCGCUUUGUCAUAAUCGUCAUGUCUUCAAAUUCCACCUAUUGUUAAUUUGUACAAUAUGUUGGAUGGGAGAAAUUGAAUCCUAUCUAUGGAAUGGUAUGUUGCAUAUACUUUUAAAAAAAUGUAUGAACAUAGGCAUGCAUUCCCAAAAUAUAUGCUAGUAAUAUUUAACACUUGAAAAUAUUUUUAAAAAAUAAUGAAAAACCUCUGAAUCAAAUAUAUUCAGUAGCUUUAAGGAAAAUUCAGUCAUUUUUCUUUUUUAUAGCAGGUGUAAAAAUGACAUAGCAUAAUGGGUAGCCAAUAGUAGACAUGCAUUUGUGUCUGCUAGUGAUUAAAGAUGCAGGUUCAAGUUCCCAACUUAAUUGAGCCAACUUCCAGAAAACAUGGGAUUUAUACAUUAAUACUCUUGAUACAAGCCCUGUAUGCAGAUAAGCGCAUAUCCAACUAUAAAGUUACUAAAUGAAGUGUUUACUAGCUAUAUUAGUAAGUAAAGGAGAUCAAUUCAAUGCCAGUACUGUAAAGAAUGCUGGUGUUCUUAUAAAGAACUGGCUUUUUGGCCAGAAAUAUUUUUGAUAUAAAAAGAGAGAGAUAAAAUUUUAUAGUAGAUAUUUUCGGGAUCAAGAUUUUAAAAAACAAUUUAGAAAAUUAGCUAGUUUACAACAUAUAGUACUUAGGUAGUAAGAGGGUAAUAAUAUGAAUGUAUUGUUUAUAAUUCAUGCAAAAAAUUGUUCUUGUUUCUUUUGAAGAAUCUGCUACUGGUCCUAAAAAGUAGUAACAAAAGAUUUGAUCAAACUUUUGGUAAAAGCAAGUGACUCCUGCCCGUUAUCUUAGCCAGUUAGAGAUAGUGAAUCAUCAGAAAGUGUUUUCACUUGCAUGAUGCUAUAGACUUCCCUUAGCCAUCC